AUAGGUAAAAUGGCGACCGGGCAAAUAGCUCGUCCUGGGCAUCCGCGCGCUGUGACUACUAGUAAAUCAUCACUACCAUAUCAAGUGAUUUUAUAUCUCAAUGGAUUUUAUUUUGCCUUUUUCUUCAUAGCAGAAAUUCUCAUAUACAUUUUUAAAGGAGAAACGUUACCAUACGCCACAAAUGCUUUGGCAGCAGAAGUGGUUCUCGUUUUUAUUCUUGCUGGUGUGGAAGCGUUACGACUGUGUAUGGGUGGGAAAGGUAACCUGACAGAAAAUGCCCUGAGUGUGAUAUCGUGUCUGCUGUUCACCCUCCCAGCUCUGUUUGGCACUCUCUUCAUCCUGUUGUGGCAGACAUACGUUCUGCGUAUUGAAGUGAUUCUCGCCGCCAUCCAGCUCGCGUUCAUUGGACUCGAACUCAUUUUCAGCAUCAUUGCGUGUAUCACCUUCGCCAGCCAGUAGUCACCAGUGUUACGUACUCACGCUUCCACGUUGACCGUUGUGCUAAUCAGGUCACAAAUGAUGGUUAUCUGUUGGUGAAGUCCCACUGUGAUAUUACCAGGGAACGUUUUGUUCAGUAUCGCGCCGUCAUGUGCUAUGCAAGUUAUCCAUACAUAAUUCUGCAAGGGUUAAUAAUUAAUUUUCAAAAGAAUUAGCAUCUGUUGCUAAUCAAAAGUUUUAAAACAAAAUGUUUCCUGAUUGCAGUUUUCAUAUUUUGAUAGCAUUCUUUCUUUUGUAUUAUUAGUAUUUUUUAUAAAUUAACGGUAUAUCUUAAUACAUUUUUGAAUAUGUACAGGAUAAAAAGACACAGAUAUAUCAUCCAUAUGGUGCCCACUCAAUACCUUGUUGGACACACACGAGCCAAUAACCUGUUUGGGUUGUUAUAUUGUUGAACAUUCAUUCAUUUCUCUUACAUGUCACUGAACUCUAAUGCAUAAUUGUGAAAUUACACCUAUAUGUAUAGAACCUUUUGUUAUUUCUUCCAACCGAUCUGUCUAUUUCACCAGGAAACAUUCAGCGAAAGUGGCUUUUAUACUGGGUUGUCAGAAACCCACCUGUUUUAAUGUAAAAAUGUUGAAUGUAUUUUUUAUGUUCAAGCUUUUUAGAAUACAUAAUCCAUUUACUGUAGGGCAUAAGAUGAUUGUUUUUCAAGACAAGUGACUGUAUGUCUGUUGAUAUUGAAAACACUGAUUACUAUUAAAUAAUGAAACUCUAGUUUAUGCAUUGCAUUAGUGUGUACUGACCUUGGUGGUGGUUUAGUUAAGCCAUCGGACAUAAGGCUGGUAGGUACAGGGUUCGCAGCCCGAUACCAGCUCCCACCCAGAGCGAGUUUUAAUGACUCUGUGGAUAGGUGUAAGACAACUACACCCUCUUCUCUCUAAC
This is a messenger RNA of Gigantopelta aegis, 1380 nucleotides long. RefSeq names its product transmembrane protein 216-like. Lineage: Eukaryota; Metazoa; Mollusca; Gastropoda; Neomphalida; Peltospiridae. The record is from RefSeq and is a predicted model, not a curated record. The coding region runs from base 10 to 459 and encodes 149 amino acids. Gene Ontology annotation, biological process: non-motile cilium assembly. Gene Ontology annotation, cellular component: ciliary transition zone. The transcript is spliced from 5 exons.